AUGAGUGCCUUUAGACGUGCUUCUGCCGUAUACAAAAAGAAAUAUGGAAAACCACCGGUUAUUAUUUAUGACAACAUCAGUCAAAUAGUUAACGAGAAUCACAAGAAUUUUGAUAUUCUUCAAGAUGACGCUAAAAAGAAUGCAGAUGACAGAAAGUACAUCGCAGUUCAUAUUUAUGAAUCAAUAUUCUUAUCUCUAGCACUAAGUGAUUGGUCACGUGCAAACAAGUGGUUGAAAUCGGCAGUCUUAAUAGGAGGAAUCAAUGGAUUAUCUAGUCAAUAA
Molecule: messenger RNA, 282 nt
Organism: Acaulospora morrowiae
Lineage: Eukaryota; Fungi; Glomeromycota; Glomeromycetes; Diversisporales; Acaulosporaceae
Source: the annotation of a GenBank genome assembly